Macrosiphum euphorbiae (potato aphid) is the source of this 1479-nucleotide messenger RNA. NCBI's taxonomy places the organism in Eukaryota, Metazoa, Arthropoda, Insecta, Hemiptera, Aphididae. The record is from the annotation of a GenBank genome assembly.
AUGGUCGGCACUCGUUCAUCGUUGUUUUAUCUACUCUGUUCGAUCCUGAUUCUUCCCCCCAGUGAUUCAAACGAGUUAACAGAUUUUGGACAUCAACAACUGAAAAAUGUCCACGAACUCGGAUCGGUUGUUGUGAAUAAUGUGCAGGGUAAAGGCGAGGAUGAGGAAGAAUAUCCUUUUCAAAAAGCAUACUAUUCGUAUAAAGUGCAAUCUAAUGAGUUGUUAAAAGAUGUACUCUUAGACCCGCCAAUCGACUACGUAACGCCAAAAGGAUACAGCUUGGUGUUGGAACCAAUUGUUCACUUUUGCCAAAAUGUGGACAAAAGUAUUAUCAAGAAAUUUUCUGCAUUCGGAUCAGAAGAGAAGGUGUACAUCAACGUCGAUGUCGAUUUGAGAGACCAAAUGACCAAUGACUCGACGAUUGUGUACAAACUUAAGGCGAUUAAAAAUGAUAAUGACUUGACUACGAUCGGUGGUUCUACAACUGUACUCAUCAGAAUUUUUCAAUUUCUACCCACGCCAGACACCGUUCUUGCGUUUGAAGAACCAAUUUAUUCCUUAAAGCUGUCUUAUGGCCACAUAGGCAAAGUAUUCAAAUUUAAGACCAUACAAACCACACACAAAGCAAAAGAAAAAAAUUCGAAUAAUUUGGAUGGUUUGGAAUUUGAAAAACAACCGGAAAACGAUAAAUAUUUUUCAAAAAACGAAUACUCUUUCAAGGGAAAUUACACUUUGGAAUACGUGCCUGAACAACUUCUAACGAAAUUGAGGGUUACUGAUGACGGUGAAUUGGAGGUCAUGGGAAAUAUCGACGAAGGGUACUACAGUUUCGACAUUGUAGCAGUCGACUAUGGUCCUAAUUCUACGACUGUUUUAAAAGACAGGUCAAAAGUGUACAUGUUUAUCGACAAUGUAGCGGCGUGUAAUUCGUACACGUCUAAAUUCAUCAGAGCAUUCAGUAAACACUAUAUAACCGAAGAGACUAACCUAAUAACUGCUGUUCCGGGCACCGAAUCGAGCGGUCAAUGUAGAUUUUCGAUAUCACAUCAAUAUCCAUUUGGUGUGGGAGCGGACUUCUUCUCCAUCGAUAAGACGACGGGUGCCGUUCACGUGAAAAGUCCCAUCGACCGGGAGGCAUACUCAUUUGAAGACAUGGAAGAACCGUCCGUGUACCUGAAGCUAAAGAUCCAUUGUCCUCCGUUGGAUGAUCCACCGGCCACCUACCUCUGCACUUGUCCGACGUGGACCAAAUCGUUUACGACCCGACUACCACUCGUUGGGUAUCCCGUGCAGGACGUAGCUAACAACAUUAUUCCCAAUCACCUCCUGCAGGUCAAGGCGAUAGACAAGGACGCGGGAAAACACGGAAAAAUACAAUACUCGCUGAGAGGAAACGACGCUAACGACUUUAUCAUUAACUCGGAGACAGGAACAAUAUACUGUGCAAGUCUGGUGGACGACAGCACUGUGAGCAAAUAG